Messenger RNA from Callorhinus ursinus (northern fur seal), 2342 nucleotides. RefSeq names its product serine palmitoyltransferase small subunit B (gene SPTSSB). Gene Ontology annotation, cellular component: serine palmitoyltransferase complex. Gene Ontology annotation, molecular function: serine C-palmitoyltransferase activity. The record is from RefSeq and is a predicted model, not a curated record. Gene Ontology annotation, biological process: endoplasmic reticulum organization; ceramide biosynthetic process. Lineage: Eukaryota; Metazoa; Chordata; Mammalia; Carnivora; Otariidae.
CCCCGGACGUCCCCGGGCCUUGGGCAGAGAGUCUCGGUGGCGGAGAUAUCGGGGCCGUGAUCCUCAAGGGCCUCUGCGCUCGCAGCCAGCAGCCGCCACGUUAAAUCUAAGCAUCCUGCGCUCGGUAGAGAAGGGAUCGAUGGUGUUCUGGAUGCGGGCUUCCAGGGAAGAUGCUCUUCGCGGUCCCGCGCCUCCUCGGGAAGAUCGUUGAGAGUGGAGCGCGGGCGCUGGGCACGCCGGCCCCGGAACCGCGGGAGCCCGCGCCGCGCGGGUCUGCACCGCCGAGACGCCUCCCAGCCCGCUCUCCCCAGUUUGCUUUCCUGCCGCAGUCCGGGCCCGGAUUAAUUCUCUUCACUUGGAGAUGCCUGCUCGGCCGACUGCCGCCCCGGCCCGGAGCCCUGGGCUCACUUCGCAGCCUGCUGCCGAGUUUCACACCGCAGUCCUGCUCAGCAUCCGCCGAGCUUCGCCCCCUUGCCCAAGUCUGCAGAUGGAUGGAUGCGGGGCGCAGGCUUCCCGUGGUCGGGUUAACGCUGGCUCCGGCUAAAGCCCCAAAGCUCCCACCUCGCGCCUCCCGUUUAUCUGCCCGCCCCCACCACCACUACCGAAGGACGUGCCCCUCUGGUAGUGUCGGGGCUCCCAGCCCAAGCAAGGGGGGAGGACACCUCCCUAUCCCCUCCUCCCCAACCCCGCCGCGGCUCGGGGUUUUACUGCAGCAGCCGGAGGUGACAGCGACGCCUUCGCCUCCUCCGUUGCUCUCAGAGCCCCUGCUUCCCCUGCAUCCGGAAAGCGCCCCCUCCUGAGAGGCUGGUCCCCGGAGAAGUGCUAACGAGCUGCAGAAAACCAAAUUUAAAAAAUGUAGAAGUCGCUGGGCUGCAUUCCUCCGAGGACGAGCCUGAUCGCCCAGGACAGAGAGUGGCAGCGUGUGGGAAGUUGGGACCGUAGAGCAAAGGGGGAGGGGAGUGGUGCAGCCGGCAUUCUCCUCUGGAAGCAAUCGCUGGGAGCAGUGCGGUUGGACACAAGUUUGCGCGGGAGUGUUUUCCUUUUGUCAAUAAUUAAUCACCGGAAUCGGUCUGGCAGAAUUGGAGUUUUAGCAAUAGUGCAGAGGGCGGGGCCGAACACCUAACUCCAGGAGGCUCUGAGGCGCCCGGCGCAGUGGGAAGCUCGCAGCAGCUGGGGAGGAGCCAAAGCCUGGGCGCUCACCUAAGCCGCAGGGAGAUACACCCAACCGGGAGAUGAAGAAACAGCAACCCAGAGAAGAGGAGUAACCCACACAGGAUCAUUCCACAGAGGCACAAAGACAAGAACCCAGCUCUGGACCCUCCUCGGCAGGUGUACAACACAGUGAUUCAACGUACUCACCAGUGCUCAGCACGGACAGACUUUCUGCAGCUUGAAGGAGCCAACAAUGGAUUUCAAGCGUGUGAAGGACUAUUUCUCCUGGCUCUACUAUCAAUACCAAAUCAUUAGCUGCUGUGCUGUCUUGGAGCCCUGGGAGCAAUCCAUGUUCAAUACAAUCUUACUGACCAUUUUUGCUAUGGUGGUGUAUACCGCCUAUGUUUUUAUCCCAAUCCACAUUCGUCUGGCUUGGGAAUUUUUCUCCAAAAUGUGUGGCUAUCACAGUACAAUUUCUAACUGAUCCUGUUUGCAUUCUGUGAAUUGGCUUUGCCUAUGUAUAUGUUGCUUACAACUUAACCGGUGUUACGUGAAUACGUGUCUUCUUUCAUUGUAUGAUCUGAAAAACUCUCUUGUCUAUGCACUCAUAUAUCUUGCCUGCAGUGUGGGAUAGAUGUCUUUUAGGUUUUUUUGUACAUGCUACAUGGUGCAUUAGUCCAUAUAAUACAUACACCUUGCCUCACAUACCAACCAUAUUCUUUCAACUUAAAUCUACAACUUUAGAUUUUUUUUAAUCAGGAAAUUUCAUAUAAAAUUUUUCUGAAAAGUAGGCUCAUAAGAGACCUACCAGAAUCAUGUUUAAAAUGCUCCCUUGAUAUUUAUUCUGUACUAAAGGGUAUAUUUAAAAAAAAAAAUUGUUCAUAAGCUCCUGUCAAAAGUAUCCUAUUUGUUUACACAUAUAAAAAGAUGUGAAUAAGUUAUAUGGGCCCCCUAAAGUCUUAUUUUCUAGCAAACUGCUGAUACCUAAAAUUCUUUUACUUCAAGUGCAAAAGAAUAGGUGGGAGGCAAUUAUCUCUUUUCAGAAUGGUUCAUGAAUUAUUUCAAAUGCCUCUAAAAGUCUGGCUUUAUAAGAGUUUAAAAUCAACAAUGUUGAUUUUAGAUAACCCAGUAAGUAUUAUAAUACAAAAAAUAUUAAGUGUAAGGAACAAAAUAUAAUCAAAGUAAAUUCA